Camelina sativa (false flax) is the source of this 663-nucleotide messenger RNA. RefSeq lists its product as uncharacterized. NCBI's taxonomy places the organism in Eukaryota, Viridiplantae, Streptophyta, Magnoliopsida, Brassicales, Brassicaceae. The record is from RefSeq and is a predicted model, not a curated record.
CCUAUACUGUUUUAAGCCCACCACCCAUUUAUUAAAUUUCAUUUUAUUGACAGACAUUUCUGAUAGAUUGAUUAGCAGUACGACUGAGUACUAACGCCGGAGAAAAGAGAUGGCGAGAUCGUGCUCUAUCUGGACGCCUGUUUUGAUCUCACUUUCUCCGAUGACCGGAGAAUCACCUAAAAUUUCCCGACGCCGGAUGAUUUUUGCCACCAGCGUAGGUUCUCAUCAGCCUAUACUUGAAGCAAACAUUAAGGAACCCAAGAAGCUUCAAGUCCUUGAUGCCAAAGAUAUUUCAAGAAGAAACACCAUGUUGUAUCUCACGGCUGGAUUUCUUGGAGGGAUCAACAUUCUCAAUGGUGAAGCCGCAGAAGCUCGAGUAGGGAGAAAGGAGAACAGAAGAAAAGCAAUGGAGAAGCUGAGGGCGAAAGCAAAAGAGUCAGAGCCCAACAAGUCAGGAAACCAAAAGAUAGAUAAAGAGUUAGAGAAAGAAGAAGUAUUUCCUCUACUUCCUCCUCCUCUUGUGGUGGAAGCAAACAUGCUGCAAUAACCUCUCCCUCGCUCUCUCUCUUUUGUUUACUCUUAGAGACACAAUGUGUGAGAAUCAAAAGCUUUUCAUUCCAACAUCCCAAUUGAGUAAAUGACACUACAUGCUGUUCUGUGCUA